Messenger RNA from Manduca sexta (tobacco hornworm), 1224 nucleotides. RefSeq names its product phytanoyl-CoA dioxygenase, peroxisomal-like. Gene Ontology annotation, biological process: fatty acid alpha-oxidation. Lineage: Eukaryota; Metazoa; Arthropoda; Insecta; Lepidoptera; Sphingidae. The record is from RefSeq and is a predicted model, not a curated record. Gene Ontology annotation, molecular function: phytanoyl-CoA dioxygenase activity.
GAUCUGUAUUAUUUCCCGUUCCGACCUGCGGACAAGAUCUUGGCGGUGUGGACUGCGGUGGACCCCGUCAAUGUACACAACGGGUGUCUGUACGUGAUACCAGGGUCGCAUAAGGCAAGAGUGCUCUACCAACACGAGGAUAAACUUAGGGACGUCCUGCAGUUUUUCCACGAGAUCGGAGACGAGGAGGGAGUGGCACCCGUGGAAAAGAGAGUGCACCUGAUCAUGGACCCCGGAGACACAGUGCUCUUCCACCCCUACCUGGUGCACGGCUCCGGACCUAACUUGUCUAAUAGUUACCGUAAAGCGCUGACGUGUCAUUACGCGAACAGCCACUGCCAGUAUGUGGAUGUGAAGGGCACGCCUCAGGAGCGGCUCUCGUCACAGGUAGAGGCGGAACUGCGCCGGCGCGGCACUGACUUAUCCUUUGUCGUGAGUAUUAUCUUCACCAUUCUUCUUCAGUUGCUGCUGAAUAUGUAAGUAGCUCUCUUAACAAUUUCCAGAUCGAGGUGUUAUUUUUAGUUAGCCGUCCCAGCAGUUAACAUUGCGGGAAAAGUGCGAAUAGUAUACUGGAAUCCCUCAGCGCAACGAUUGUAGGUGCCUGGAGGAAAAUUGGGAGGGGAUACCUACGGGUGGGAAGUAUAAGGGAAAAGGAACCCUCUUAGUAUGGACCGAGGGGCGAAGAAUCGGGAAAUGUUCGUGAGCCCUCAUAUACCUCGAUGUGUAUUGUGUAUGGACAACCAUGAAGUAUACACACUGAAUUUUUUCGUCUCAAAACGGGACAUCGGUUUAUUAACGUCAAGUAUAGGUUCUCAAUGGAAAAAACAAAACACGCUUUUUAGAAAAAUUGUACUUCGGUGGCCGAGCUUUUUUCGAUAAUUCGGAAAAUCUCGUUUUCCCGAACAACAACAAUGAUGAAAUUUUUACUCAUAACUCAUCCCAUCAUUACACACAUUUUAUUCAUUAGAGAAAAGAUUCGCAGGCGUUGUAGUCAAGUAGCAGCUCGGUCGGCUCUUUAAUUUUCGUACGGUUUCGAAAAACGGGACAAUUUUGUGUCCCCGAGAUUUUUGUGGGGACACCGGGACAGAUUACCGAAAAAAAGGACGGUCCUGUUUAAAACGGGACGUCUGGUCACGUUAGCCUAGGACCGCUGCACAUGUCCCUCAGUACAUGAACGUGGAUUCGUUGUGGAGAGCGAGCGCAAUAGAAUUGUCUCGGGGGAGA